Messenger RNA from Manis javanica (Malayan pangolin), 3845 nucleotides. It is a transcript of the gene CAB39, whose product is annotated as calcium binding protein 39. The record is from RefSeq and is a predicted model, not a curated record. NCBI's taxonomy places the organism in Eukaryota, Metazoa, Chordata, Mammalia, Pholidota, Manidae. Gene Ontology annotation, biological process: intracellular signal transduction. Gene Ontology annotation, molecular function: protein serine/threonine kinase activator activity.
CAGUGCGCACGUCAAAGCCGGGCUAGGGCCGGGAGCGGGCAGCGGGGAGCGGCGCGGCCUGGGAGAGACCGAGCGUCUGGGAGCCGGGCAAACGCGAAGGCGAAGGUGAAGGCGGCGCCGGGCCCCGCAGCCGCAGCCGGAGCGAGCGAGCGCGUACAGCAGUGCGGCGGCCGUCGUGGGAGCCCCUGGGUCGCCGUCCGCCCGCGCAGCCGCCGCCGCGGGAGCCCGUCGCCGGGAGCAGGAGCAGGCGGAAGACAACGGAGGGGCAGAGCGCCCGAGCCGCGCCGCGGGGACCCAGCAAACAGCCCGAGGCGGCGGCGGCCGACGACGGGGACGGCGACGACUCGGAGGCGGAGAGGGAGCCGCCCGGCCCAGCCCCGUAAAGCAGGCAGAGUGCAGUGAGGCGCCUGUCGCUGCCGCCAUGCCGUUCCCUUUUGGGAAGUCUCACAAAUCUCCAGCAGACAUUGUGAAGAACCUGAAGGAGAGCAUGGCCGUUCUGGAAAAGCAAGACAUUUCUGACAAAAAAGCAGAAAAAGCUACAGAAGAAGUUUCCAAAAAUCUGGUUGCCAUGAAAGAAAUUCUGUAUGGCACAAAUGAAAAAGAGCCACAGACAGAAGCAGUGGCACAACUUGCUCAAGAACUGUAUAAUAGUGGGCUCCUUAGCACCCUGGUAGCUGAUUUACAGCUCAUUGACUUUGAGGGCAAAAAAGAUGUGGCUCAAAUUUUCAACAAUAUUCUCAGAAGACAGAUUGGUACAAGAACUCCUACUGUUGAAUACAUCUGCACCCAACAGAAUAUUUUAUUCAUGUUAUUGAAAGGAUAUGAAUCUCCAGAAAUAGCUCUAAAUUGUGGAAUAAUGUUAAGAGAAUGCAUCAGACAUGAACCACUUGCAAAAAUCAUUUUGUGGUCAGAACAGUUUUAUGAUUUCUUCAGAUAUGUCGAAAUGUCAACAUUUGACAUAGCUUCAGAUGCAUUUGCCACAUUCAAGGAUUUACUUACAAGACAUAAACUGCUCAGUGCAGAAUUUUUGGAGCAGCAUUAUGAUAAAUUCUUCAGUGAAUAUGAGAAGUUACUUCAUUCAGAAAAUUAUGUGACAAAAAGACAGUCACUCAAGCUUCUCGGUGAGCUACUAUUAGACAGACACAACUUCACAAUUAUGACAAAAUACAUCAGUAAGCCUGAGAACCUCAAGUUAAUGAUGAACCUCCUACGAGACAAGAGUCGUAACAUCCAGUUUGAGGCCUUUCAUGUUUUUAAGGUGUUUGUAGCCAAUCCCAACAAGACGCAGCCUAUCCUAGACAUCCUCCUCAAGAAUCAGACCAAGCUCAUAGAGUUCCUCAGCAAGUUCCAGAACGACAGGACCGAGGACGAACAGUUCAACGAUGAGAAGACCUAUUUAGUUAAACAGAUCAGGGAUUUGAAGAGACCAGCUCAGCAAGAAGCCUAAUUUCCAAUAAACAUCUACAAUAUUAAAUCCAAAUUCAGCAUUUGCUGUUAGCUAUUAAGCAUCAGGCACUCUUAUCGAUUCAUGAGGAACAUUACCGCUAACCUGCUGUUAAGUGAACGGUUUUCCAUUUACCUUUUUUGUUUCUUAGUCCAAGUCGGAGAACGUAGCUGCUGCUUUCUUGCACACUAGAGCACACAUGGACUUUCUCUUGAUCUUUGUGUCAUUUCAGAAUUGAAAGACUCCGUUUGCUAUAGGAGUUUUGAACAUGGCUAGUUUCAUGAGGGCAAAUGUAUAGAUGAUAGUGUGGUUUUAGGCAAGAAGAGUGCUGAUAUUAUCAGAUUAAUCCUACAUGUUUGCAUUUAUCUUUGUUAAGAUCUGAGUAUGGACUCUUGGUGAGAUCAUACCCCUUCACUAAAGGAAGAUCGUGCAGAGCUUUAUUUGAAAUCAGAGGGGAACUGUAUCCAAGAUGUGAGCUUUUUGGGUGGAUAAAGUUGACAUGCUACUAAAUUGAUACUGAAACUUAGCAACUUUUCUAAAGUGUGAAGCUUCAUAAGGUCAUAAGGAAAAUGUAUAUAUGCUUUUCACAGCUUUCUAGAAUUUUUUUGACAUUUGAUUUUCUUGAGACUUGUAAACCUGGAAAUGUUGAAGGGUAUUUGUUAAUUACUUUUUGAAGGUAUUUUAAAACUAGAGCUAGCAACUACACCUUGCAUUUCAUUUCAUUGAUGCUUACAGGUUUCUUUUGUAUAUAAUUCUUAGAAUGCUCAUUUCUUUUAAAUGACUUAAUUUGUACAGCAGAGGAAUGUUAUUGUAUUAGUAUGUAACUAUUACCUAAUAUUGAGUUUUUGCAAAAAAUGAAUGCUCAUAUGUAAUUGAAAUACUUCAGAUCACAUGAAAGUGCUGAUUUAACAUUUAAGUAUCACAGCAUUAAAAGAAAAAAGAAGUAAACCAACCCUUUGUAUUUAGUUAUCUAAUGGGGUGCCAUCAGUAGUCUGCAAGACAGACCUGCAGCUCAGUCAGCUAUACUCUUCUACAUAAUAUUGGCCUUUCUCAUUGAAAAUGAGUCGCGAGUUUGCCAGAUCUAUGAAUGAUACCGAUUAUGCUAAAUUAAUGCUGAUUCCUUGUGUGUGUGGGAACUUCUAGAACACGUUUUCUUUCUUAUAGUAAGUAAUCCAGUACAAUAGUUGUGAAACUGAAUAAUUAAAACUUCAGCACCUCUUAGGAAGAGGAAUUCCUAGUCAUAGGUGUCCUAUGGGGAAAUUUUUUUUUUUAACGUCCUGUUCCUUAAUGCUGCAAAUUAUCAGUAUUUAUAAAGUAACUGAUUUUGCACCACUUUUUUGUUACUGUGACCACGGCAGAGCAACUUCUAGAAUAGAUCUGUGUAAAGUUACUAGAAUGGUAUCUGUUCAUCUUAGUGAUACAAAGAUCAUGACUGGCAAUUCACAAAUCAGUUUGCCAGUUCAAAUUCAGCGUAGCUGUAGCUGAUUAAGAAAUUUACAUAAUUAUUUUUUGCGAGCCUCUUUUACUGAUUGAAUUAUUUAUCAGCCAGUAAAAAGAGACUCCCAGCUGAUGUCUCAGCAGGUUUUAAGACUUCUAGGAACCCCAGUUAGGAAAAUACCUCCAGAGAACAUAGCUGUAGUUUAUCUAAUUAAAAGGGCAGUCUACAUUAUAAUUGGUUUUCCCGAGGCUGUCUUUACCAAAAUCUGAAUAAAAUAAUUCAUGUUUUUCUAUUGGAAAUAGGGAAAGUGAUCCGUGAUCCAAGCUCCUUGAAAUGAAAAUAUCCAAGUCGUUGAGGAAGGCAGGGUGGCUGUGUGAUGAAGCAUCCCGGGUCUCCUGGUCUGGUGCUCGGUAUCGGGGCUUAGUGUGAAAACAGCAGUCGCACCAAAUGGAAGAAAGGUCUCCAUGCCAGGACGUUUCUUAGACCCUGAAACAACAAAACAGCUUCCCCUUCAGGGAUGCUGUUGUGGCACCAGAGCCUCCUGUGUGGAAGAUGGGGGCGGGCAGCAUGUCAGAGAAAACAUGGAGAGUUACUGUCGCCUUGGAAUCUGGAGAUGGUUGACUCUUUUUGGAUUUUGGUUUUUUUGUCAUUUUUUUUUUUUGAAACAAAAAUGUGAAAACAUUCAAAGUUGGAAAGUCACACUUGAAGUUAUGAUUAUUUAAUAUAUACAUAUUACCAAAACUAUUAUCCUGGAAGUGGUUUCUUUUUGUGUUAUAAAGGUUUAAUUUUAUGUCAGUUAGUUACUCCAUGUGAUUUUUAACCCUUUAAAAAAAAAGGUGGAGAUGUAUACAGUUGUUAACAAUGCCAUGAAAGCAUUUCCUUUCUCUUGAGGAAAAGUAAAUUUCUUCUCAGAAUAUCUGGCUGGCCCUGUAAUUUAAAUUAAAAUAAAAUUUUGAAGAAACA